AUGCAAGUGCUGGGGGUCCGGGAUCCCGUCAUGUGUCGCGCUUUCCUGCAAACGCUGAAGGGCUCGGCGCAAAGAUGGCUCGUGGCCUUACCCCCAGGCUCAAUUCGCAGCUUCGAAGAGUUGGCCGAUCACUUCAUGAGUCAUUAUGCGACUCAGAUCAAACCGCAAAAGGAUCUAACACAUCUGGGAGAUAUCUGUCAAGAGGAGGGUGAAUCUCUCAAAACUUACCUGGCCCGGUGGCAAAAGAAGAUUCAGUCCAUCGAAGAGGUAGAGGACCAGACUGCCCUCACCUUCUUCAUCGAGUCGCUGCGAUCUGGCCAACUUUAUCGCGACCUUAGGGACAACCGGCCCGCCACCUAUGCGGAGGCUAUUCACAUGGCCAACAAGCGAGCUAAUACGGAACAAGCCGUAAAACAUAAACGACAACGUGAAGUCGGAGGAUCCUCUAGGGGGAAGCGAACCCGGGCGGAGGUACGGGAAAGACGUCCAGACCCAGCCCGGCGCACAUACGAUAGGCCUAGCAUCCAGCCUUAUAGGCCGACCCCACAGCACCCGGUGCACGAGGUGCAAGCGGUCGCGCCGCCUCCGCCUCCUCCGACCAAGGAGCGUCCAGUGAAUGAGGACCCGGGUAAGACGUCUAAGUAUUGUCGUUACCACAAGUCAUACACCCACAACACGGAAGAAUGUUAUUACUUGAAAAAAAUCAUGGAGGGGAUCAUCCAGCAAGGGACGCCGCCUCCCAACCAAUGGCGAAGGAGAUCUGCGACUAAGGAGGACGGCGACCCCUCGGAGGCGGGCGAAGGCAACCGCGGUAAGCAGCCGGCGACCAAUGAAGGUGAAGCCCAGUGGAGACAAAAUCCGGUUAUCAACAUGAUAGUCGGCGGACCGGAAGGAGGCGACUCUGCCAACACUCGAAAGGCUUGGGCUCGGCAACUAUACGUAGGGACCGUGUAUGGGCGAGAAGGCGGCUCGAAGAAGGUAUGUCGGGAGCCUAUCGUCUUUACAGACAAAGACUUGCCUACGGGAGAAACUCCGCAUCGCGACGCCCUAGUCAUUGCUAUGGAUGUAAACGGAGUGGUCGUCCGGCGAAUCCUGGUAGACACGGGGAGCAGCAUCAAUAUCCUAUAUCUCGAGACUUUCACCAAAAUGGGAUUGGCGCGAGAACAACUGGCCUCAGUCAAGACGCCACUAGCCGGUUUCACGGGCGACUCCGUGGAGGCCGAAGGAUCCAUCAUCCUGCCGGUUGAGAUUGGCAAUUACCCCGACGUACAGAAACUAGACAUGAAGUUCAUUGUGGUCGAUCUGACAUGCUCUCACAAUGCGAUACUAAGUCGGCCGGGUUUGGAAGAUUUGGGAGCGCUAAUCUCCAUCGAACAUCUCUGCUUGAAAUUCCACACAUCGAGUGGGGUAGGCACGGUCCGCUAUGAUAGGAGAGUCGCCCGCGACUGCUACCUACAAGCCUGCAGAGGAAUGGGCAAACGGGAGAUGCAAGUUCAUGAGAUCACGGAACGACCCCCGAAGAAGACGAUGCCACCUUGCCCCGAGCCGGUCGUAGAGCUGGAGGAAGUUGAGAUUGAUCCUGAGCGACCAGAAAGACGAGUGAGGAUAGGAGUCGGCCUCUGA
Ipomoea nil (Japanese morning glory) is the source of this 1623-nucleotide messenger RNA. RefSeq lists its product as uncharacterized. The record is from RefSeq and is a predicted model, not a curated record. Lineage: Eukaryota; Viridiplantae; Streptophyta; Magnoliopsida; Solanales; Convolvulaceae. The transcript has a single exon. The coding region runs from base 1 to 1623 and encodes 540 amino acids.